CUACACCCUUCCCCACCCCACACACACAUCUUUCCAUUCCUUCUUUCUCUCUCUCUCUCUCUCUCUCUCUCUCUCAGCAUCACAUGGUCACAGUCCCGCACGCAGACCAAAAGCGAACACAAUUUAGUAGAACCAGCACCAGCAUACACAGCCAUGGCUAAUCCGUAACAAACUCUGCUACUACGGUCAUGUCGUCUUCCAACGAUAACAAUAAUAAUUUCAUUAACAAUCCACUGACUUCUACCAAAGACCUUUUUCCGUCCACUUCUCUCUCGCUCACUCUCGGAUUGUUUCGUGACGGAGAGGAUGCGGUGGAUGAUCGAAAAGAGGAGGCUGCUAAUACGACGGUGACGGAGAUCAGCAGCGAGACUUCCGGACCGGUGAGAUCACGAUCGGAUGAUGACGAUUUCGAUGCUGAUCCUGACGUCGAUGACGGAGAUGACGCUAGCAAUAAGAAUAACAAAAGUAAGAAGCGAAAAAAGUACCACCGCCACACCGCUGAUCAAAUUCGUGAGAUGGAAGCGCUCUUUAAGGAGUCACCUCACCCAGACGAAAAGCAACGACAACAGUUAAGCAAGCGGUUAGGUCUUCAUCCUAGACAAGUGAAGUUCUGGUUUCAAAAUCGCCGUACUCAAAUCAAGACUAUACAGGAACGCCAUGAAAAUUCGUUACUAAAAUCGGAACUGGAUAAACUAGGUGAAGAAAAUAAGUUAUUAAGGGAGACAAUCAAGAAGGGUACCUGUACCAACUGUGGUUUCGGUAGUUCUAGCAAGGAUGUCACCACUUACGUUGAUGAACAACAGCUUCGCGUUGAAAAUGCCAAACUUAGAGCUGAGAUUGAGAAGCUAAGGACAUCAGUUGGGAAAUAUCCACAGGGAGCAUCACCAACGAACUCGUGUUCGGUAGGAAAUGACCAUGAAAACAAAAGCUCAUUAGAUUUGUGUAGUGGGUUAUUCGGGCUUGAAAAAUCUAGAGUAAUGGAGGUUGUCGAUCUGGCUGUGGAAGAGCUUGUACAAAUGGCUAGUGCUGGUGAACCACUAUGGGUCAAGAGCUUGGAGACGGGUCGAGAAAUACUUAAUUACGAUGAAUACUUGACCAAGUUCUCCACUGUGGAUUCAAGCAAUGUUCAACGGUUGAGAUUCAUUGAGGCAUCUAGAGAUAGUGGUGUUGUUUUUGUGGAUCUCCCCCAGCUAGUUCGAAGUUUCAUGGAUGUGAAAGAAUUUGAGGAAAUGUUUCCAUGCAUGAUCUCAAAAGCAGCUACCCUUGAUGUUAUUUGUAACGGCGAAGGUCCUAACAGAAAGGGUGCGGUUCAACUGAUGUUUGCUGAGCUGCAAAUGCUAACUCCGUUGGUGGCCACAAGAGAAGUUUAUUUCGUGAGAUAUUCCAAGCAAUUGACUGCUGAAAAGUGGGCAAUUGUUGACGUUUCUAUUGACAAUGUAGAAAAGAACAUUGAUGCCUCCUUAGCGAGAUGCAGAAAACGUCCAUCUGGUUGCAUCAUCGAGGACAAAUCAAAUGGUCACUGUAAGGUGACAUGGAUAGAGCAUUGGGAAUGCCAAAAAAGCGUAUCUCAUUCUAUGUUUCGUGCAAUCAUCAAUAGCGGCCUCGCUUUUGGAGCAAGGCAUUGGAUGGCCACAUUGCAGCAACAAUGCGAACGUCUUGUGUUCUUCCUUGCAACAAAUGUUCCCACUAAGGAUUCUUGUGGUAUCGGUACACUGGCGGGGAGGAAAAGUAUUCUAAAACUGGCACAGAGAAUGACGUCGAGUUUUAGUAGAGCACUAGGAGCCUCAAGCUAUCACACAUGGAAAAAGAUACCAAGUAAGACGGGAUAUGACAUACGGGUGGCUUCCAGAAAGAACCUAAAUGAUGCCGGUGAACCUUUAGGUGUGAUACUAUGUGCAGUUUCGUCUAUAUGGUUGCCAGUUUCUCACACUCUUCUUUUUGACUUCCUAAGAGAUGAAACUCGAAGAAAUGAGUGGGAUAUUAUGUCAAAUGGUGGUCCGGUUCAAUCUAUUGCCAACCUGGCAAAAGGACAAGAUCAAGGAAAUACCGUCUCCAUCCAUACAAUGAAGUGGAAGGAGAACAUGUGGAUGAUCCAAGAUAGCUGCACAAACGCAUACGAGUCCAUGGUGGUGUGUGCACCGGUGGCUGUGACCGCCAUGCAGUCCAUAAUGGCUGGCUGUGACUCUAGCAACAUCGCCAUAUUACCCUUGGGUUUUUCAAUUCUACCUGAUGGGAUUGAAACAAGGCCUUUGGUGAUCACAUCAAAGGCAGAUGAUCAAAGUUGGGAAUACGGGUCGUUGUUAACCGUUGGAUUUCAGAUCCUUACAAGCGACUCACCCAUAUCUAAACUCAGUAUGGAAUCCGUGGAUUCCGUUAAUACGCUUAUUUCGAGCACCCUGCACAAUAUCAAGACGGGUUUACAAUGUGAAGAUCAAUGAUUUUACUGCUACAAUAUAGAGAUAUACUUGUGCAUCAUGAAUAAUCUUUUAGUUUUAAGGACCACCCAUAAAAUCUGACUUUUUCCAGGUAUUAGGUGAAAAUGUCUUGGUACAAGUAAAUAUUUGGUGGGUUUUGAAAGAUUAGAUUUGAAUACGUGAAGACAAUUAAGAUACUAAUUAUUGGAGACUA
Molecule: messenger RNA, 2628 nt
Organism: Helianthus annuus (common sunflower)
Lineage: Eukaryota; Viridiplantae; Streptophyta; Magnoliopsida; Asterales; Asteraceae
Product: homeobox-leucine zipper protein GLABRA 2
Exons: 11
Coding region: 189-2438 (749 amino acids)
Biological process (GO): regulation of DNA-templated transcription
Molecular function (GO): DNA binding; lipid binding; DNA-binding transcription factor activity, RNA polymerase II-specific
Source: RefSeq, a predicted model, not a curated record